AUGUUGACUUCAUUCCGUAAUCAAGUGAGAAGCUCAGCAGUGACAAAGAGAUUAUUAUCUUCAUCUUCAGUUAGAUCUCAAGUUAUUGGAUCAAAUGUCAAAGGUCAAGAUUUCAAUGCUGCCAAGUAUAUGAGCCAAAAAUACCAUGUCGUUGACCACGAAUAUGACUGUGUUGUCGUUGGUGCUGGUGGUGCUGGUUUGAGAGCAGCUUUUGGUUUAGUCUCUGAAGGUUUCAAAACCGCUUGUGUUUCUAAAUUGUUCCCAACCAGAUCACAUACUGUUGCUGCUCAAGGUGGUAUUAAUGCUGCUUUGGGUAAUAUGCACCCAGAUGACUGGCAUUGGCAUUUCUAUGAUACCGUUAAAGGUUCUGAUUGGUUAGGUGACCAAGAUGCUAUUCAUUACAUGACCAAAGAAGCUCCAGCUUCUAUUUAUGAAUUGGAACAUUAUGGUGUCCCAUUCUCUAGAAAUGAUGAAGGUAGAAUUUAUCAAAGAGCCUUUGGUGGUCAAUCUAAAGAAUUUGGUAAAGGUGGCCAAGCUUACAGAACUUGUGCUGUUGCCGAUAGAACUGGUCAUGCCUUGUUGCAUUCCUUAUAUGGUCAAUCCUUGAGACACGACUGUCAUUUCUUCAUUGAAUUCUUCGCCAUGGAUUUGAUGAUGAAAGAUGGUGCUUGUAUUGGUAUCAUUGCUUAUAAUGAAGAAGAUGGUACUUUGCACAGAUUCUUUGCUAACAGAACCAUUAUGGCUACUGGUGGUUACGGUAGAGCUUACUUCUCUUGUACUUCUGCUCACACUUGUACUGGUGAUGGUUACGCUAUGGUUUCUAGAGCUGGUUUGCCUUUAGAAGAUUUGGAAUUCGUUCAAUUCCAUCCAUCUGGUAUUUAUGGUUCCGGUUGUCUUAUUACUGAAGGUGCUAGAGGUGAAGGUGGUUUCUUGGUCAACUCUGAAGGUGAAAGAUUUAUGGAAAGAUACGCUCCAUCUGCCAAAGAUUUAGCUUCCAGAGAUGUUGUUUCUAGAGCUAUUACUAUGGAAAUUAACGAAGGCAGAGGUGUUGGUCCAGAAAAGGAUCACAUGUACUUACAAUUGAGUCAUAUUCCAGCUCCAGUGUUGAAAGAAAGAUUACCAGGUAUUUCUGAAACUGCCCACAUUUUCGCCGGUGUUGAUGUUACUAAAGAACCAAUUCCUAUCUUACCAACUGUUCAUUACAAUAUGGGUGGUAUUCCAACCAACUGGAAAGGUGAAGUUUUGAAAAAGAGUGCUGAUGGUAACGAUGAAGUUGUUCCAGGUUUAUUAGCUUGUGGUGAAGCUGCUUGUGCUUCUGUCCACGGUGCCAAUAGAUUGGGUGCUAACUCCUUAUUGGAUUUGGUUGUUUUUGGAAGAGCUGUUGCUCACACUAUUAGAGAUAAUUUGCAACCAGGUACUCCAAUUCCAGACCACGCUAAAGAUAUUGGUUAUGAAUCAAUUGCCAACUUGGACAAACUCAGAAACGCUAAUGGUUCCAAACCAACUGCUGAUAUUAGAUUAGAAAUGCAAAAGACUAUGCAAAAGGGUUGUGCUGUGUUUAGAACUCAAGAAACUUUGGACCAAUGUGUGGAGCAUAUUGGUGAAGUGGACAAGAGCUUUGAAGACGUCAAGACUACUGACCGUUCUAUGAUUUGGAACUCAGAUUUGGUUGAAACUUUAGAAUUACAAAACUUGUUAACUUGUGCCACUCAAACUGCUGCAUCAGCUGCUGCUAGAACAGAAUCAAGAGGUGCUCAUUCCAGAGACGAUUUCCCAGAUAGAGAUGAUGUUAACUGGAGAAAACACACCUUAUCUUACCAAGAAACCGUUGGCGGUCCAGUGAGAUUGGAUUAUAGAGAUGUUGUCAAGACCACAUUGGACGAAAACGAUUGUAAACCAGUCCCACCAGCCAAGAGAGUGUAUUAG
This is a messenger RNA of Candida dubliniensis CD36, 1926 nucleotides long. RefSeq names its product Sdh12p (gene SDH12). Gene Ontology annotation, molecular function: succinate dehydrogenase (quinone) activity; flavin adenine dinucleotide binding; electron transfer activity. The transcript has a single exon. The record is from RefSeq and is a predicted model, not a curated record. Lineage: Eukaryota; Fungi; Ascomycota; Pichiomycetes; Serinales; Debaryomycetaceae. The coding region runs from base 1 to 1926 and encodes 641 amino acids. Gene Ontology annotation, biological process: tricarboxylic acid cycle; mitochondrial electron transport, succinate to ubiquinone.